Messenger RNA from Ogataea philodendri, 1422 nucleotides. RefSeq lists its product as uncharacterized. The transcript is spliced from 4 exons. NCBI's taxonomy places the organism in Eukaryota, Fungi, Ascomycota, Pichiomycetes, Pichiales, Pichiaceae. Bases 1 to 1422 code for a protein of 473 amino acids. The record is from RefSeq and is a predicted model, not a curated record.
AUGACUAAGGAACACCACCCGGUUUAUCAGACUGUUCGACAGCAUCAUCACGUCUGCGCUCAUGCGGUACUGGUGGGUCAGUUCCACAACGCUUUCUGGAUACUUUUCGCUCAAAAUGCGGAACAGCGACCUAUCCAUGCCACCGACUCUGGCCUCUGGGCUUCGCACCAACGGUGGCAGCUGGAAAUGGUCUCCAACAAGCACAAACUUGUCUGCGAACCGCAACGGGCCCAAACACACCGGCAUGGACACCUGCGACGCCUCGUCGAUGAUGCAGUAGUCAAAGUGCUGUCUAUGAAUAAACACUGUGUCCUGGAUGCCGAGACACGUCGUGGCCACGAUGUUGGGUUCGAAGAACGCUUUCUGGAACCCUUCUGCCGAGUCCAGGGCGUAGAUGGAGUCCUUAGAAUCCACCACCAGUUUUCUGGUUCUUUCGUCACCUUCAGCCAGGAAAAGAUUCAACAAGUUGAAUCUGGCCAAGUUCAGUCCAUGGAACAUCUCGUCCUUGUCGAUUCUGUACGUUUUCGCAGGAAGCUCUUGGCUGUAGCCGCUGGUGAGCACGCUCUGGAACACCUGAUUUCUGUUUGCGUCAAAAUCGCUCAUCUUGACAUUGGAGUUCACAAACCGACGGUCUGUGCUCACCAGAAUAAUUCCUGGCCGGACAUUCUCCACAAACCCGAACGCCAGUCCAAACUGGCCUUCUUCGUCAGAAACGAUCACUCUGUCGUGUUUCGACAGUUGCGUAGCAGUCAGCGACUGAUGCACCGUGUCGUCACGCUCAAACGUGUAAAGAUACCGCUUGGUGUGGCUCCGGGAUACUUCCACCUCCUGGAAAUGGGUCACCUGCAAAUGACCAGCAGCCUUGCCGCCCUUUUGCUCGCGCACACUCGCAGAGUAGCACCACAGGUCUUUCUUGAAACUGUUGACAAACCCUUCUUCUUUGCUGAGAAGAUUGUUCCAAUGGCUAAAAAAAUCGAGAUACACCUGCUUGUUCAGAUGGCCAGUGAGGCUCUCCGUAUACAACGUAGCUUGUGCUCUGUUGGAGAUGUAGUCUUUGCCUGUUUUGAUCUCCAUCGGCACAACCACCUUGCUGCCAUCUUUCAAAGACGCCUCGAUGACAACGUCAAUCAAACCUUUCAGUCCAAACAUUGGCGACCAGAUAUUCUCCUCUAUAUCAAGAACGUUGGACACUUUCAUCUGCGCGUUGUUGCGAUAAGUGUUAGCAGAGGUGAAUUUGGACACCCAUUCCUUGAUGUAGUCAACGUGGCCCAGGAUAAUUCCUUUCAAUUCAGAACGGUCAAUGCCAAUGCUGUAUAUAGGGACAAGGUUCUCGUCAAGCAGCUCCUCGAGGUAUUCAUCGAUGAAUUCUGUGGAAAUAACGUUAUCUUUCAAACAAGCUUGGAAAAGUUGAUGCACAAUUGA